Messenger RNA from Lactuca sativa (garden lettuce), 915 nucleotides. RefSeq lists its product as uncharacterized. NCBI's taxonomy places the organism in Eukaryota, Viridiplantae, Streptophyta, Magnoliopsida, Asterales, Asteraceae. The record is from RefSeq and is a predicted model, not a curated record.
AUGUCUUUAUUCAAGUUUUUUAGAAAGAUUGAUAAAAAAGCAAUACAAGAAGAUAAUGAGCAACAUAAGCAUAUGAGACUUGAUUUAAGUUCACUACCCGUUGACCCGGCAGAACGUCCCGCUAUAGAAUAUUAUCAUGUGAAUCAAAGAGAUGAAAUUAGAAGAACAUACUUGCAAAAAGGACCUUUCCAAACUCAAAACUAUAAGUUUCCACAACGUGAUUUUGGAGGUGAGCUUGAGAGUGGUAUCGGUUUGAACCAAGAAGUGGUACUUGGAGACCUUGGUAAAGAUAAUAGUUAUCGUGAUCGUAAAGCUGAAGCAAUUCGCAUCUUCAGGUUAUUAAAAUCCUUUGAUUUUGUGUUUUGUCUACACUUAAUGGUUGAUAUCUUGGGAGUCACAAAUCAUUUGAAUACAACAUUACAAAGAAAAUACCAAGAUAUUGUAAAUGUCAUGAAUCAAGUAAGCAGCUCUAAAAAAGCAAUUCAAGAAAUUAGAGAUGUAGGAUGGGAACCACUUUUAGGGAAUGUUACUUUGUUUUGCAAUAAACAUGAUGUUAGAAUCGUGGAUAUGGAAGAUGAAUAUUAUGAUGGAUUCAGUCGUCGAAGAGGUUCACAGGUUAACAACUUGCAUCAUUAUCAUGUUGAUGUAUUUAAGGCGGUGAUUGAUAUGCAACUUCAAGAGCUUAACCAUCGUUUUAAUGAAGCCAAUACGAAAUUACUUCUUUGCAUAGCUUGUUUGUGCCCGUGUGAGUCUUUUAAAGCCUUUGAUUUGGAUAAGCUAAUGGAAAUGGCUACACUUUAUAAGGAAGAAUUUCGAACAGAAUAUGAUCUUCAAGUUCUUGAAGUUGAACUUAAAAAUUACAUUAAGGAUGUACGAGAAGAUGAACGAUUUAAUCAAUUGAAGAGCAUUGGAUAA